This is a messenger RNA of Alosa alosa (allis shad), 1720 nucleotides long. RefSeq lists its product as uncharacterized. NCBI's taxonomy places the organism in Eukaryota, Metazoa, Chordata, Actinopteri, Clupeiformes, Clupeidae. The coding region runs from base 156 to 1682 and encodes 508 amino acids. The record is from RefSeq and is a predicted model, not a curated record. The transcript has 3 exons.
UAGCCUAAUCAGUCGGGGCAUCAACCAAACAUAUAUCAGCUGGCCCUACGAAAUGUGUCAGCUGAACGCGAAUUUAAAUAGAACAUCUCGCAAAACUGACGGUUGUGUUUAAGAUCUACUGGUGGGCCUAGAGGAGGUUCGGUGGACAUCCGGACAUGUUCGACUGGCUCGGAGCCACGUUUAACCUUUUUAACUUCAUUGGCCCUGAGCCCCCUCCACCGUCUAUCACGGAUAUUGGCUUUCAGGCUCUUCAAAAUCAUAUGGACACUCUACUUCUAUUUAUAUACGUUAUUUUGCACGUCGGUACAAGUUAUUUACCAGUAUUUUUAGAGGAUGACACCCUUGAUGUCAUGAUCUUAGAUCUCUUGAAGAAAUGUGCUGAAGGCAAUAUUAUGGACAGCAGUGAACGCACCCUCAGGCUCGCCCUCUGUCACCUGAGUCGGAUAGAACGCUUACUGGAGACUGACUAUUCCCCUGAAGAUUCUUCAGACCCCACCUGUGCCGGGUCUUGCCAUGAGCAGACCACAUCCUGUUGGGGUGGGAAUACCAAAGGUAUGGAGGAUGGAUACCUGAACAACACCGCCACAAAUCAAGACUCAGGUGAACUGAAGAUCUCUUUUUGGACACAGUCACCUUUGGAUCACGUGCCUUGCAGUGAGCCCAUGGCAACAUCUACCACUGGUAACAACACCAACCAAGAGCAAUUGCAGGGACCUCAGACAGUCUUUCUGCCUUGCUGUGAGAGUCGCAUCAAAAACACCAUUGCUCACAAGCGCUGGAGAUGGGCCUUCUUGAUGGUCCAAAUAGUGAGGAUGCUGGCUGCCAGCAUACCUGCAAGGCUUAAACCACCAACGCCAGCUUCUCCUCAAGCCAAGACCAAGACUGUGAAGACAGCCUUCAGGUCCCCUGUUUUCUUUACUCAGAAACUCAGAAACUUCUCAGAGAGCAAGGCCGCAAACUCCAUCCCUUCGCCCAUUCUGAUGUUCUCCCAGGCCAUCAGACCACCCUUUGUUACCGAGAGGGUCUGGCAGAAGCUGGAGGCUCACGUGCGUCGCAAGACCAGCCAGCGUCUUUGGGGCUUUCCUAAUCCGGUCAUCAAGUAUGUGGGAGACCAUGCUCUCCAGUUGCACGCCGGCGAUGGCAGACCUGUGUGGAAUACUGUAAAGCCUUGGAACCCUGAGGCACAAAUCGGCCUGUGCUUAAAGAGGACAGGCGAAGUCUCAGAGAAAUUACAGAACCUGUCAGAGCCCGCCAGGAAGGAGCAAGCUGGUGCGCUGGUGUGUAGCAAACAGCUUGCCGAGCACCCCGAGAUCCUGAGAGCAGCCAGUCCAUCCGUGGCUCUGGAUGGUGUGUUGGAGGAGGUGACGUCACUCAAGAGGAGGCUCGAAAACAAACUCAGGAGGAAAUUCUUGGAGGUGAAACUCUGCACAAUUCCAGGGAAGGUGCUGCAGUCAUACCACACAGCGCCCUACGUCGCUAAAAACCAAAAGGUCCUUCCAGCUUUCACACAGCAGAGGUCUCCCUGCAAACUAAAACGGAGAGACAAAGAAACACUACCAUUCAUGAGUCAGGAAGAUCUGAACCGCAUAGAGCUCAACCUGCAACUGAAGAGAUCCGAACACCAGCAGGGGAAAUCAACAUAUUACACCCUCUCUCUAGAAAAUAUUAGAGGAAUAAACUAGACAAAUAUUGCAAUAACUAAAUAAACAUUUUCAUUGAA